AUGCAUAUGUGGUCAUGCAGAACAGUCAUUGUAAAGCCCAGCUUGGAAAUCAGAAAUCAAAGGAUAUUUGAGCCAAUUGACAACGUAAACAUUGGAUUGUUUUAUUCCAUUUCAUAUUUGGCAUUCAAAAUGGCAGAUUCAGAUGGGUUCAACUAUACAGAAGACAUAAACUCCAAUGUACAACAAAGUGAACUUUCUAAAUUUUCGCCAACUCUCCUCACAUUUGCGGCUGUUGUUACUGGAAUCAUAAUGGUGGUUGGUCUCCUCGGUAAUCUUCUCACCGUGGUUGCGCUUCUUAAGUGCCCUAAAGUGAGAAAUGUCGCUGCUGCAUUUAUUAUUAGUUUGUGCAUAGCAGAUUUCUUAUUUUGCGCCGUGGUACUCCCAUUCGCCAUAUCGGGCUUCUGGACGAGGACUUGGUCCCAUGGGGGUGCGCUCUGCAAGCUGGUACCGUUCCUGCGGUAUGGGAAUGUUGGCGUUUCCCUACUGAGUAUCGCACUCAUUACUUUAAACAGAUACAUUAUGAUAGCACACCACAGCUGGUACGCGAGAGUGUACCGCAAACACAAUAUAGCGCUCAUGAUCGUCUUCUCGUGGAUGUUCUCGUACGGGAUGCAGAUACCGACGCUUAUUGGAGUCUGGGGUAAAUUUGACUACGAUCCUGAACUAGGCACCUGUUCGAUAGUGCCGGACGAAUACGGCCAUUCAGCAAAAACAGCCCUCUUUGUCAUAGCUUUUAUUGUGCCAGCUUUGCUCAUCUUCAUAUGUUACGCUAGGAUAUUUUGGGUGGUUCACAGUUCGGAACAAAGGAUGCGGGAACACCAACGCUCCCAACACACGAAUCCUGGAACCUUAAACAACGGUAGCGACAAGCGCUCCACUAUAAAGGACACUAGAGAGACGAAAGCACGCCGUAACGAGUGGAGGAUAACGAAGAUGGUGCUCGCAAUAUUCCUGUCCUUCCUUGUCUGCUACCUUCCCAUAACUAUUGCGAAAGUUGCUGACAGUCACGUACAUUACCCUGUGUUCCACAUCGCCGGCUACCUCCUUUUGUACGCGAGCGCGUGCGUGAACCCGAUCAUCUACGUGAUAAUGAACGCGCAGUACCGCGCGGCGUACGCGGCCGCGCUGUGCUGCCCGGCGGCGCGCCUGUCCGGCCUCACCAGCGAGAAAUGGAACGAGCGUCACGGAUACAGCUUCAGCAACACACGAACGGUUCUAAGCCAAGUGUCGCUGGGGGAGUCCAGAGCCGACAAUCGGGCUUCCGGGAGG
Brenthis ino (lesser marbled fritillary) is the source of this 1269-nucleotide messenger RNA. The record is from the annotation of a GenBank genome assembly. Lineage: Eukaryota; Metazoa; Arthropoda; Insecta; Lepidoptera; Nymphalidae.